UAGCUUUAAAGACCAAAUCGUUUACUAUCAAUCAGUUGAGUAGCGGUAAGCCUAAUCUAAUUUUCGGUUGCCAAAGUUAUGAAGUCACACCUAGAGGUUUGGGCUGCAUACGUGUGUUUUUGAGAAAGGGUAUUAGUGACACUCCGGACUGACGCGCAUGCAUGUAUCGGCGUCAGCGGCGCCCCUGACGCGGGGGGGGAGAAGCGCACCGGAGCGCAGCAGUCACACAGAUGGUCAGUCCCGUUGUCGGUGCGGGUAACCUGUUCACCAUGAGCCACGAGCCCCGCGCGCUCAGCCGCCUCUCCACCGCGCUGGUUCUGGUUCUGCUUCUGCUGCUGCUGCCGCACGGCCCGGGGCGCGUGGCGGAGCUCGCGGUGGCGGCGGAGUACUCCUCCAAAAGCGACCUGGACUACGAGUUCGCGGACUACCGGGGGAAGUGGUGCAUCGACGACCACGGCUUUGUUUACGGCAUCGGAGAGGUUUAUUACCCGAGCCCCACGGCGUGUCCGUGCACGUGCACCGUGGACGGUCCCGUGUGCAUCCGACCCAAGUGUCCCCGCAUCCACCCCCGGUGCACGCGGAUGGGAUACAAGGAAUGCUGCCCGGUGUGCGAGGCCAUGGCCAGGGUCUGUGUCUACGGGGGCAAAACGUACCGGCUCCUAGAGGAGUUCAGGUUGUCGAGGUGUGAGCGAUGCCGCUGCCAGGCCAACAGAGAGGUGUACUGCAGCAUUUCGGACUGCCCCGCCCCUCACUGUGUCAACCCCACCUACGAACCCAACCACUGCUGCCCCAUCUGUAAGACUGGUCCCAACUGCUUUGCUGGGAACAGGGUGAUCCCGGCGGGGGAACGUGUGAACGUCGACGAGCGGUCGGUAUGCUACUGCACCUAUCGGGAUGGGACGUGGCACACCCAUCCCCACGCCACCUGUGAGCAGCGGCCCGAGCCCAGCCCAACACCCAGCGCCCGCACCGAGCCCCCCGGGGACAAGGAGUCCAGGAAAAGGUCCUUUCUUCCCAGACUGGCUGUGAUACCAUGAAGUGGAGUGUUCAACAAAAGUCUCAUGGAGAGUGACAGAGGGGAAGUGUUGGGUGUCGGUGGUAGCCUGCUGGUUUCCUUCUGUAUGAGCAGAGCGGGGCCAGAGAUGUCCAAGUAGUCCACACACACACACACACACACACACACACACACACACACACACACACACACACACACACACACACACACACACACACACACACACUCACAGUGCUGAGAAUGACUGUGUAAGCAGAAAAAUGGAUGAUUCAUACACAUAACCUUGAGUAACAUAUGGUAUACUUGAUGUUAAGAGUAGGCUACAUGCCAGUCGGCAUUCGUCAAUCAUAUUCCUGUUAGUGUAAGUUUGUGAUGAUAUGGACUCGCGUGUCAAAGUGCUAAUUGCCAGGGCGUGUAUAGAUAACCAUAAAUCCCUCUGUUUAAACAUCUCUGUGCAUUUUCUGUCCUAUCCUUGUGUUUUAGAGCAGAAAAGAGUUUCAAGAGUUUCUUUGCAACUUUUGAACGUGUUUUCAAAAAUGAAAAUGUCAACAUGUAUCCAACAUAUUAGCAAAUAUUAACCAGAAAAAAAAACAUUGAUGAUAGACUUACUGGCCUAUAGGUAAGGAAUUCACUAAGUUAACUUUAUAUUUAAUUUUAUAGAAUAUGUAGUAGCGGGUCCCUGCUCCAUCUCUCUCUCUCAGAUAAGGGGUCCAUGGGUUAAAAAAUGUUGAAGACCCCUGUUCUGUUCUAUGGUGGAGACUUGUCCUGUGUAUUGCUGAUUAGAGAACUGUCAGCCAGUUUAAAUCAAAUGCUCUACAGCAGUGUUUCUCAAAUGGAGAUACUUUGGAGUACUGCAGGCGGUAGGUGAGAUUUUUUGCUAAUUUGAAAAAAUGUCAUGAGUCCUAAAAUAAUUAUACUAUUAAAAGUGAAUGAAUUUAGUGAUGAUUCUAAACAUUUGAGAUAGCAUUCAAGUAUUUUUUUUCAGUUACAAGGCUGAUGGAUGGUGCAGCACUGUAAUGUACUUCUUUAUAUGUAAUUCCUACCGAAACUGUUUCGUGCUGGGCUGAAAAAAAUAUUGUAAAGGGGGUUCAUUAUUGAAAAAAUGUUUAAGAACCACUGCUCUCAAGGACAGUAUUUAACGGUUUAUAACUUUCCCCAGUGGUUGUCUUACUGUAGUCAGAAUGUUUUUCUUUUUCUUAUGUUGUCAUGUAUCUCAUCUGUAAGUAGCAAGCUACUAUGUAAGAAUUGUAAAUUAUCUAUAAACUGAAGGUUGUAAAAUAAAGCUUUCAGGCUUCUUCU
Sander lucioperca (pikeperch) is the source of this 2314-nucleotide messenger RNA. Its product is annotated as von Willebrand factor C domain-containing protein 2-like. The record is from RefSeq and is a predicted model, not a curated record. Gene Ontology annotation, biological process: negative regulation of BMP signaling pathway. Bases 231 to 1037 code for a protein of 268 amino acids. The transcript is spliced from 4 exons. Gene Ontology annotation, molecular function: protein binding. Gene Ontology annotation, cellular component: AMPA glutamate receptor complex. Lineage: Eukaryota; Metazoa; Chordata; Actinopteri; Perciformes; Percidae.